Molecule: messenger RNA, 1595 nt
Organism: Bolinopsis microptera
Lineage: Eukaryota; Metazoa; Ctenophora; Tentaculata; Lobata; Bolinopsidae
Exons: 4
Coding region: 7-1419 (470 amino acids)
Source: RefSeq, a predicted model, not a curated record
GCAGUUAUGUUCCUCUUGUUGAUCGUCGUCAUCGUCUUACCUACUGUUGCCUCUGAUGAUAAGCAGUACACUGCUCUUCACUUUGGUACCUCCAGUAAUGACUACAUUGGAUUUACUUAUAAUAUGGCCCCGUUCCAAGAUUCCUUUUCCAUCUGUAGUUGGAUAAAACGUGUAGACACCUCUAACAGUUACCCGCUAGUGUUUAACUACUAUGCAAGUGGCAAUGAGAUCUUGAUAACUUCUAAUGGGCACUACAACCACGUAGUAGGAGAUGGAGAUUUGAACUAUAAGGAGAGUGUGUUCACAACACCUGUCAGGAGCUGGUUUCACUAUUGUAUUACUUGGUCACUCGCCUCGAGGAGCAUCAACCUGUAUCUUGACGGUAAUUUGAUAGGCACAGGUACGACAGAUUCUGGAAGAACACUGAAAAUGGGAGGAACUCUGUUCUUCAAUAGAUUUUCUUACAGUACAAGUUCUAGUAGCAUUUUCGGAGGCCAGAUUUACCAGUUCAACAUAUUCUCUGAGGCACUCAGCUCGGCUGAUGUAAAGAAAAUAGCAGAAGGUGGAAUGUGUUCGGACCUUACAGAAUUCUCUGGAACUGGGGAUCUGCGAUGGGAACACAUACUGUCCCAGUCCAGGAGCGGAUCUGUGAGAGAGGUAGAGAUUGAUGAUAAUGAUAUGGUGGAGUGUUUAAAAACUCGAUUGAAGAGGUCACAAGAGGAGCUGGCCAAUGUGACUGGACGGCUGAACGAAACGGAAAGUCAACUAAGUGAGACGGAGGAUAAACUGAAUACCACUAUUGAAGAGCUAGGAGCUGUGAGAGGUAAACUGAACUCUACUGAGGAGAAGCUAGACGUAGUCACCAGGGACCUCAACAAAACAGACGCUGCAAUGGAAUCGGUAAUCGGACAGCUGAAUUCCACCCAGGAGGAACUGAAUACCACUCAGGAAGAGCUAGGAACAGUAAAAGGUGUACUGAAUGUCACUCAAGAAGAACUGCAGACAGAGUCAGCGCAGCACAACAAGACAGGGGAGAAGCUGGAUACCUGCUCAACUUCCCUAACAAGCACACUGACCCAGCUGGAGACCGCCAGGACAUAUAAGUACAUCACCAGGUGGGAUGUCCUAUACACCACUCCCUACUACAACAAGGUGCUGACGGAGGAACUGUUCCAGCAACUGUCUUCCAGUUGGGGACUGUUGGGGAAAUUUGUUGGCACGAAUAUAACCGAAGGUAUUGUCGACCACUUCCGCCAGUACCACCAAGAACCUGUGUGCGACGUCUUCGAGCAACUCUCAUAUCCAAUGCUUAGACAGUUUGAAGGAGUUGAAUGGACAAAGAAUAUAAAUGAUCACCUCAGAGACACUCACCUGGUGAACCGUGAAGACUCACCAUGCGAGAGCGGUACGGAGAGCUAACUUAUUAAGACAUAACUGGACACGUGACUGCAGCAUCAGUAGUCCUAUUUAUAAUUUUAUUGAGACCCUUAGUCAAGGAACAAUAAAAUUUUAUUAUGAGCUUUUUUAAGGCGUGAUUUAUAUCUCCGAACAAGCAUACUCCUCAAAUUACACGCAUUCAGCAUUGCAAUAACUUU